GCAACUCCUCCCACUUCUCUUGGACAAACAAGAAGAAGUCACAGCACCAAAGGCUGCUCGUGGUGGAUAAUUUGUAUGCAAAAAUAAGGAGAAAAGUUCCGUAAGUAGCACUUUUAUUUUUGUUACUGGGAAUUUAUGAGUGUUUGUUUGAAGUAUUUGCUUCAAGAAGUACCGAACCUGAGCUGUGGCUGAGCAAAUAACAGAACAUCUGUGAAAGUGAAAGUAAAGUUGUCUGUCUGAGACAAGAAAGACCGGACAGCCACAGGAGAAAUUAACAGAAUGGCUGCAAACGUGUCACCAUCUGAAGUGGAGUGCACCUGCCCAGUGUGCUGCGAUAUCUUUCAGGAUCCUGUUAUCUUGCUGUGCGGUCACAGCUUCUGUAAGUCCUGUCUUCAGGAGUGGUGGAGACAGAGUAGACUGCACUCGUGCCCUGUUUGUAAGAAAGUCUUUCCAGUGGGUGAGCCGCCACGUAAUCUGGCACUGAGGAACCUGUCUGAUGCCUUGAGACAAGAGAGGAGUCAGAGAGCUAACUCUAAACAGUUCUGCAGUCUGCACAGAGAGGAACUUAAGCUCUUCUGUCAGGACGAUCAGCAGCUCGUCUGUCUGAUCUGUCGGGAUUCACAAAAACAUAAGAAACACAACUUCGUCCCCGUCAAUGAGGCAGCAGAAGCCCAAAGGAACCAACUCAAGGUUCAACUGAUGACCUUAAAAACCAAACUGGGCAAAUUUAAAAAACAAAAACUCAACUGUGAUAAAAUGAAGAGCCACAUCAAGCUCCAGGCUCAGCAGACGGAGAAGACGAUCAAAGAGGAGUUUCAGAAGCUUUACCAGUUCCUGCGAGCAGAAGAGGCUGCUCGGGUUGAUGCAGUGAGGAAAGAGGCGACGCUCAAGACUGAGGCAAUGAGGAUCAGGAUUAUAAAUCUGACUGCAGAGAUCUCCUCCCUUACAAAGUCAGUUGAAACCAUAGAGAAGGAGAUGAGGGCUGAUGACAUCUCAUUUAUGCUGAAUGUCAAAUCCACCAUGGAGCAAUCCCAGUGCAACCUGCCAGAACCAGAGACCCCAUCAGGAGCCCUGAUCGACGAGGCCAAACAUCUCGGGAACCUGUCGUUCACAGUCUGGAUGAAGAUGAAGAAUAUGAUCCAAUACUUUCCUGUAUCUCUGGACCCCAACACUGGCGGCUCACUGUUGACUAUAUCAGAAAACAUGACUCGUUCAAAAAGUGACAAGGAUCAGCCAGAUCCUUACGACCCAGAAAGGUUGAACACGUCAACUGUUCUUGGCUCUCAAGGCUUUAGCUCUGGAAAACACUGCUGGGAUGUAGAGGUGGAGGGUUUCUAUGGUGUCGGUGUGGCUGCUAAGGAUCUGAUGAAUGAUAAGAUCUGGAGCAUCUACAUGUAUGGAUGCGGUGAAAUACAUGAACGUACUCCAGAGGGUGAUGUGAUAAUUAAAGCCUGCAUUUUACUCACAAAGAUCAGAGUGCAGCUAGAUUAUGAUAAAGGCAUACUGUCAUUUUUCGACCUACGUGAGAACACACUCAUACACACCAUCAGACACACUUUCACAGAGACGGUCUUUCCAUUUUUUAGUGAGAAUGCAAAAAUCCUUCCGGCUGAAUUGUCAGUGGUGAUAAAAAAACCCAGAUAAAAGACUCUAUAUUACGGCAGAGGUCAAACAUCAAGAUGAGGCCUUGAAACCUCAGCAGUUUACAAUAUGUCAUACCACAGCAAAUCCUGGACUACCACGUUCAGAUGUUUUUGUUUUUUUGUUUUUCUUUUACUUUUCCAUACCAGUACUUAGUUUAUUUUUGUCAGAUUUCAGUAAUUCUUUUUUAUACAUCUCCCAUCCCGCAUAUCUCAGUAGAGGUUUCUAAAGUUUGUAAAGAUUACUGACCAAAAAAUCAUCUUUAUUUUGAUGUUUUGCUCUUGUGAGUACUUCAACUUUUUUGGCUGUACAAUAUAAAAUGACAUCUGUUAUCACUGAACAUAAUUUAGUGAGUGUUUUUAAAUGACUUACAAGCUGGUAGAUGUACGGCCAAAUGUAUGUCAAAUCUGUUUAAAGUUUUACUUGUUUUUUAACAAUUUUUAGUUUAAAUUUCAUGCUGCGCUGUAAAUGUAUAAAUGGUUAUGAGUUUAUAUUAUGUAUCUCAUUUGUUUUUAAGAAUUAGCAGGUGUAGCUAAUGGGUGGAUGGAUGGGUUGAUUUAGAGUUAAAUCAUGUAAAUAUUUUUGAUCAGUCUUAUAUUAAGCUUUCAAAUUUAAUUAAAUAUUUCUUGUUUUUUUUUUUAUGUUUUCCUGAGUUUCCUCAACUGUUGUGAUUUUGGGUUGUGUGAAUUAAAAUAAUUGUACAUCUUUCAAUAUUUGCCAAAAUGUGUAUGAAGCCAAAUUGUCAGCUUAGCUCUUGUGCAAUGGAGGAAAUGGUCAAAGUCAUGGUGCUAUUGUGCAAUUACCAAGUCUGAGUCCAGGGUGCGUGCAGUAAUAUGGCUCUUCUGAUGUUUGUAAUGUGAAUGUAAAACAAGUAAAUAAAUAAACUGAUAUUGCAGCACACA
Molecule: messenger RNA, 2543 nt
Organism: Acanthopagrus latus (yellowfin seabream)
Lineage: Eukaryota; Metazoa; Chordata; Actinopteri; Spariformes; Sparidae
Product: zinc-binding protein A33-like
Exons: 6
Coding region: 280-1644 (454 amino acids)
Molecular function (GO): zinc ion binding; protein binding
Source: RefSeq, a predicted model, not a curated record